Messenger RNA from Fonsecaea nubica, 1710 nucleotides. RefSeq names its product T-complex protein 1 subunit alpha. Lineage: Eukaryota; Fungi; Ascomycota; Eurotiomycetes; Chaetothyriales; Herpotrichiellaceae. Gene Ontology annotation, biological process: protein folding. The transcript has a single exon. The coding region runs from base 1 to 1710 and encodes 569 amino acids. Gene Ontology annotation, molecular function: ATP binding; ATP hydrolysis activity; ATP-dependent protein folding chaperone. Gene Ontology annotation, cellular component: chaperonin-containing T-complex. The record is from RefSeq and is a predicted model, not a curated record.
AUGGCUGGCAUCUUCGAGGGCCCGCGCAGCGGUGGGACAUUGUUUCUCGGUGGUCAGAAGAUCAGUGGCCAGGACAUUCGAGACCAAAAUGUCCUCGCAACGCAGGCAAUUGCAAAUGUCGUCAAAUCCUCCUUUGGCCCUUCAGGCUUGGACAAGAUGAUGGUCGACGAUAUUGGCGAUGUCACGGUCACCAAUGACGGCGCCACCAUUCUCAGUCUACUCGACAUCGAACACCCUGCCGGGAAAAUUCUGGUCGAUUUGGCUCAACAGCAAGACAAAGAGGUGGGAGAUGGCACCACAUCCGUUGUCCUUCUCGCCGCCGAACUCCUUCGACGGGCAAACGACCUCAUGAAGAACCGCAUACAUCCUACCGUCAUCAUCACCGGGUACCGCCUGGCUCUGCGAGAAGCGGUCAAGUACAUGCAGGAGAACAUCAGCACAAAAGUGGAAGCCCUUGGAAGAGAAAGUCUAGUCAACAUUGCCAAAACGUCAAUGUCAAGUAAGAUCAUUGGCGCGGACGCGGAUUUCUUUGGCAAUAUGGUAGUCGAUGCCAUGUUGGCGGUCAAGUCGGUCAAUGCGCAGAAAAACGAAGUCAAAUACCCGGUCAAGGCUGUCAAUAUCCUCAAGGCACACGGCAAGAGCGCGACAGAGUCAAUACUGGUUAAGGGAUAUGCAUUGAACUGUACUGUCGCAUCUCAGGCAAUGAAGACGAGAAUCACCGACGCAAAGAUCGCCUGCCUCGACAUGAACCUCCAAAAGGAACGAAUGAAGCUUGGCGUACAGAUCACGGUUGAAGACCCUCAACAACUGGAGAAGAUCCGAGAGCGGGAAGCUGGCAUUGUCCUCGACAGAGUGGAGAUGAUACUGAAGGCCGGAGCAAAUGUGGUGCUGACCACGAAAGGGAUCGACGAUCUAGUUCUUAAAUUGUUUGUUGAACGUGGCUGCAUGGCAGUGCGGAGAUGCAAGAAAGAAGAUCUGAGACGGAUAGCGAAGGCGACAGGGGCAACUCUUGUCAGCACUCUAUCUGAUCUGAACGGUGACGAGAGAUACGAAAAGGAACUACUGGGGUACGCCGAGGAAGUGGUUCAAGAACGCAUCUCGGACGACGAGUGUAUCCUGGUGAAGGGAACCAAAGCGUUCUCAUCGGCAUCGAUUAUUCUCCGAGGAUCCAACGAUUAUCAGCUUGAUGAAAUGGAGCGGUCUGUUCACGACUCCUUGUCCGCAGUCAAACGAACCCUAGAAUCUGGCAGCAUCGUGCCUGGAGGUGGGGCGGUGGAGACGGCACUACACAUCUAUCUCGAAGAAUUCGCCAUGACCGUUUCUUCUCGAGAACAGCUAGCGAUUGGAGAAUUUUCGCAAUCUCUCCUGAUCGUGCCAAAGACCUUGGCCGUCAAUGCGGCGAAAGAUGCCUCCGAGCUUGUCGCCCAGCUUCGUGUACGUCACGCAUUGAGCCAGAGGGUGCAAGAAGGAGAGGCCAAUGAGAGAGAAAAGGACAUUGCGAAGAAGCGACAGUAUAAGAAUUACGGUUUGGACCUGAUGCGCGGCAAGGUUGUAGAUGUCGUUAAGAUGGGUGUCUUGGAGCCGAGCAUGAGCAAGGUAAAGCAGCUCAAGAGCGCUGUGGAAGCCUGCAUUGCGAUCAUGAGAAUUGAUACACUGAUCAAACUCGACCCUCAAGAGCCACACGGAGAGGACGACGGGCACGGGCAUUAG